UGAAAGUUUGAAUUUAUCUUUUGAUAAGACGCCAUUUCAGACUGGUGUAAAGCAAAGCUUUAAGUUCCAACAUAUUUAUGAAGUGAAAGCACUGCCUCUAAAAUGAGCCUCAAUGAAGAGAGAGAGGAGGGUGAUGUUGUUCAUCAGAAUCAUAGAGCAGCAUCUCCAAAGCCCAGCUGUGUUUCUAUGAAGAGUGAACAAUCAAUGGGAGCACCUAUUUUAUUCAGUGAUGAAGCAGUGACCUUUUAUCCCAGAGAUGAUCAGAUUGGAGACCUGGCUUUUCAGCAACCAGUAUACGAUGAGCUACAGCAAGUCAAAAAACAACACAAAAUCAGUAUGAAGAACAAGUAUGAGCACAUAUUUGAAGGAAUCAAACUACAAGAGAAUCAAACCUUCCUUAGCAGUAUCUACACACAGCUCUACAUCAUAGAGGGAGAGAGUGAAGGAUUGAAGGAAGAACACGAGGUUUUACAGAUGGAGAAAACAACCAGAACAAAACACUCACAAGACACUCCAAUUUGCUGCAAUGAAAUCUUUAAACCCUCACCUGAACCAGGAUGUGAGGAGAAAAACCAAAUCAAGACUGUUCUUACUAAAGGCAUCGCUGGAAUUGGAAAAACUGUCUCUGUGCAGAAGUUCAUUCUGGACUGGGCAGAGGGGAAAGCCAAUCAGGAUGUAGAUUUCAUGUUUGUGCUUCAAUUUAGAGAGCUGAACUUGAUUCAAGAUCACCAGUACACUCUUCACAGACUUCUACUGGACUUCCAUCCUGAACUUCAAAAUCUGGACUCAAAGAUUUAUGAGGUGUGUAAAGUUGUGUUCAUCUUUGAUGGUCUGGAUGAAAGCAGAAUCACACUGAUGUUUUCAGACAUUCAGCAAGUUUGUGAUGUGACUGAGACGUCAUCAGUGGGUGUGUUGAUCUCAAACAUCAUGAAAGGAAAGCUGCUUCCCUCUGCUCUCAUUUGGAUCACUUCCAGACCAGCAGCAGUGAGUCAGAUCCCCUCCAAAUACAUUGACCGUGUGACAGAAAUUCAGGGAUUUGAUGAGCCUCAGAAGGAGGAAUAUUUCAGGAGGAGAAUCAGUGAUGAGUGUCAAGCCAGCAGAAUUAUCUCGCACAUUAGAAGAGCAAGAAUCCUCCAUAUCAUGUGCCACAUCCCAGUCUUCUGCUGGAUCUCAGCCACUGUGCUUCAGAAGCUCCUGAAAGAAGAUUUGAGUUCAGAAAUCCCCCAAACUCUGACUGAAAUGUACAUUCACUUCCUGCUGAUUCAGAUCAACAUGAGGAAUCAGAAGUAUGAAGAUAAAGAUCCAGAGAAACUAUUGCAGUCCAACAGAGAAAUGAUUGUGAAACUUGCUGAAGUGGCUUUCAAACAGCUUAUGAAGGGCAAUGUGAUGUUCUAUGAGGAGGACUUGAGAGAGAGCGGCAUAAAUAUCACUGAUGCCUCAGUGUAUUCUGGAAUUUGCACUGAGAUCUUUAAGGAGGAAUAUGUGUUUCAUCAGAGAAAAGUCUACUGCUUCAUACAUCUGAGCUUUCAGGAGUUUCUAGCUGCUUUGUAUGUGUUGUACUCACAUCUAAUGAAUAACAUGGAGCCAUUUCAGUUGCUUCUGACGGAGGAAUAUAAAUAUAAUUUGGACAGGUCUGAGGGGAACUCUCUGUGUGAGUUACUACUAUCAGCAGUUAAUCAAACUCUUCAAAUAAAAAAUGGGCAUCUAGAUCUGUUUCUGCGGUUCCUGCUGGGCAUCUCACUGGAGUCCAAUCAGCGAUUAUUACAGGAUUUACUGACACACAGAAAAAACAACUCAGGGAGCAUCAGAGUCACCUCACAGUACAUUAAAGAGAAGAUCAAGAGAAGUGCAAGUCUCUCAGCUGACAGAUCCAUCAAUUUGUUCCUCUGUCUACUAGAAGUAAAUGAUCAGACUCUCUCCAGAGAGAUUCAGGAAUUUGUGAAAUCAGACAAAGAUUUAGAGAUGAAAUUUUCUCCUGCUCAGUGCUCAGCAAUAGCCUACAUGCUUCAGAUGUCAGAGGAGGUGCUAGAUGAGUUAGACCUAAUGAAAUACAACACAUCUUAUGUGGGUAGAAGAAGACUGAUACCAGCUGUGAUGAACUGCAGAAAAGCUCUAUUUGCUGGAUGUCGACUCUCUGAUCAGCACUGUGAAGUUGUGGCUUUAGCUUUACAAUCAUCAAACUCCAAUCUGAGAGAACUGGAUCUUAGUAACAAUGACAUUCAGGAUUCAGGAGUGAAGCUACUCUCUGUCGGACUGAAGAGUUCACACUGUCAACUGAACAUACUGAGGUUUAACUUUCACAUUCACUCAUUCACUAUUUUCAGACAUGUGAAUGAAUAUAGUAGGUAGUCAACCAAACUGCUUAUUAAUUUCUCAAGGCUGCACAGGUAAAUAUAAACUAACUACAUUUGAAACACAUUUGAGAAAUCACCACUAGGUGGUGCAAAGGGACUGUUUGCAUCUAUGCUCAGUAAGGCUGGAAUUGUGACAUUUUCAUUUGUAAAUAAGAUCAAAUAAUCACAAAUUACUUGUAAUAUAAAAAACAGGCAAAAUGUCAGUUUCAGCUCUAAUGUCUUAAUGUGUUCCCAAUUUUUUUUACACAAUUUUAUAAAGUAAGUUUUAUUAAGUAAGGCCAAACUUUUAUAUUUAACUGCAAUUAUUUUCAGAAAAUCACACUCAAAAACCUUUAUGCAAACAUUACAAAUACACAUAGCGUACUUUUCUUAUAAAGUUUUUUUUUACCC
Molecule: messenger RNA, 2744 nt
Organism: Labeo rohita (rohu)
Lineage: Eukaryota; Metazoa; Chordata; Actinopteri; Cypriniformes; Cyprinidae
Product: protein NLRC3-like
Exons: 4
Coding region: 103-2349 (748 amino acids)
Molecular function (GO): protein binding
Source: RefSeq, a predicted model, not a curated record